Messenger RNA from Lodderomyces beijingensis, 255 nucleotides. The record is from the annotation of a GenBank genome assembly. Lineage: Eukaryota; Fungi; Ascomycota; Pichiomycetes; Serinales; Debaryomycetaceae.
AUGAAACCAGUAGUGUCCACAUUCCAAGCAUAUUGCUGCUUUAUAACCUCGGCGUUCGGUAUUGCGAUCUUGUCAGUCAUCGGCUAUCUUUUCCAGACCAACAGUGAGUCAUUUAUGGGUUCAAUCAAUGACCCCGCUGAUGGCCCAGCAGUGGCAAAGACGGUGUUUGGCGCCGUGUUUGUCUACUUGGCGUUUUUCGUGUUUUGCGGACUACAAAUUGUUUUGAUAAAGAGACAAUCUCGUAUUCAAAUAUAG